Messenger RNA from Salvelinus namaycush (lake trout), 6172 nucleotides. Its product is annotated as mitogen-activated protein kinase kinase kinase kinase 5-like. The transcript has 35 exons. Gene Ontology annotation, molecular function: ATP binding; MAP kinase kinase kinase kinase activity. Bases 362 to 2986 code for a protein of 874 amino acids. The record is from RefSeq and is a predicted model, not a curated record. NCBI's taxonomy places the organism in Eukaryota, Metazoa, Chordata, Actinopteri, Salmoniformes, Salmonidae. Gene Ontology annotation, biological process: protein phosphorylation.
GCUGUGCUUGCGGUUGUUUGAGGGAGAGUGACCUGCCAGCAGAAGUUUACACUUUCUCUGAAUAGGAACAUUUAAUUUAUGUUUUGGAAGAAAGGGAAUUUUCACACCAUAAUAUUGCCAAAUUUAACAUAUGCCUUUCGUAUGUGUAAUUUAUAUGGAGUAAAUGGAAAUGGACCAGAAGCCAGACUUGGAAGCAACACUUCUGCAGCUUUUGAGAAUAAGCAAAUGAUCACCACUUGAAGUAACAGUAACGUUACUCCUCAUUGAAUGAUACUGACGUGUAUUUGCACAAGCUAACUUGCUAAAUGUAAAGUGGAGUAGCUAGGUGUUAAUAAAAUAUCCAGCCAGUUAGCUAGCUGCCAUGGAUAACUUUUCUAGACCUAGUGGAGAAAUUCAAAGAAAAAACCCACAGCAGGAUUUCGAGCUUAUUCAACGAGUUGGGAGCGGCACAUAUGGAGACGUAUACAAGGCUCGAAACAUCCAAACGGGAGAGCUUGCUGCUGUGAAGAUUAUUAAACUGGAGCCAGGGGAUGACUUCUCCAUCAUCCAGCAGGAGAUCUUCAUGGUGAAGGAAUGCAUGCACCACAACAUAGUGGCCUACUUCGGGAGCUACCUCUGCCGUGACAAGCUGUGGAUCUGUAUGGAGUACUGUGGGGGAGGAUCUCUACAGGACAUAUAUCAUGUGACGGGUCCCCUAUCCGAGCUGCAGAUAGCCUACGUCUGCAGAGAGACCAUACAGGGUUUGGGAUAUCUACACUCCAGGGAAAAAAUGCACCGUGACAUCAAGGGUGCUAAUAUCCUCCUAACAGACAACGGGCAUGUGAAACUAGCUGAUUUUGGAGUAGCAGCCAAAAUAACAGCCACCAUUGCCAAGAGGAAGUCCUUCAUCGGGACUCCUUACUGGAUGGCACCAGAGGUAGCAGCGGUGGAGAAGAACGGAGGUUACAACCAGCUGUGUGACAUCUGGGCCGUGGGCAUCACCUCCAUAGAACUGGCCGAGCUGCAGCCCCCUAUGUUUGACCUGCACCCAAUGAGGGCCUUGUUUCUCAUGUCAAAGAGCAGCUUUCAGCCUCCCAAGCUAAAAGACAAAACAAAAUGGACCACAGCCUUCCAUAACUUUGUUAAAGUCUCGCUGACCAAGAACCCGAAGAAGAGACCGACAGCUGAGAAGCUGUUAACGCAUGUGUUUGUAGGUCAGACAGGGCUGACCAGGAAAGUAGCUGUGGAGCUGUUGGACAAGAUGAACAACCCAGAUAACCACCAACACUUCUCUGAGGUGGACGACGAUGACCUGGAGCCUCUUUCAGCAGUGAGACACACCAUUCGAUCAACCAACAAACACUCCAGAGCAGAGAGAACUCGCUCAGAGAUCAACUUUGAUAAAGUGAAGUUUGAACCUCCGCUGAGGAAGGAAACGGAGGCUCACACUGAAAUGGACGUGACUAAACAGAGCGACUUCCCCUCUCCCUGGAGCCCUUUCGCAGAGGGAGGCAUCUCUACCAGGGGACAUAUGGCCCAUCUGGAGGAUGCCUUUGAAGACGUGGAGCUGUCGACCCUCAAGCAAGGAAUCCCACCUCCUCUACCUCCAAAGCCUCAUCUGAGCAGUUUGUCAGAUGAGCCAGAUUUGAGUGAUGAGAGGUGUCUGACAGUGAGGAGAUUUCCAGGCUCAGAGGACAGCCUGUUCCCCCGGAGACUCAGCACCCCAGAGCAUGGCAACAAGGUGGACCACUCUGGUCCGGACUACCUGUCAGCCAGCGGCAGUAGCCCCAAUCUGCUAUCUACGUCCACAGCCUCAGACCCUGAUCCUGAUGACGGUGUGAACGGAGACAAUCCCAGUACUCGUCCCAGCCGACCACAGAGGACGGAGAAGAAAGACUACCUUAAACCAGCCAUCAACGGCCUGCCGCCCACUCCUAAAGUCCUGAUGGGGGCCUGUUUCUCCAAGGUGUUUGAUGGCUGCCCACUGAAAAUCAACUGUGCCACGUCAUGGAUACACCCUGAUACCAAAGACCAGUACCUUAUAUUUGGGACAGAGGAUGGGAUCUAUACCCUUAACCUGAAUGAGCUGCAUGAAGCCACCAUGGAACAGCUGUUCCCCAGGAAGUGUACCUGGCUCUACAUCAUCAACAACAACCUGAUGUCUCUGUCAGAAGGGAAGACCUUCCAGCUCCACUCGCACAACCUGAUUGGUCUGUUUGAGCAGCUGAAGAAGCCUGGCCUCGCCUCUCAGUUCCACACACACCGCUUCCCAGACAAGAUGUUACCAAGGAGGUUUGCCUUGACAACGAAGAUCUCUGACACAAAGGGCUGUCACAAGUGUUGCAUUGUGAGGAACCCCUAUACAGGCCAUAAGUACCUGUGUGGAGCGCUGCAGUCUGGGAUAGUCCUGCUACAGUGGUAUGAACCCAUGCAGAGGUUCAUGCUUAUCAAGCACUUUGACUUCCCCCUGCCCAGCCCUUUGAAGGUGUUUGAGAUGUUGGUGGUUCCAGAGCAGGAGUACCCCAUGGUGUGCAUAGCGGUCAGCCAGGCCACGGAGCCAGGCCAGGUGGUCCGCUUUGAGACCAUCAACCUCAACUCCUGCUCUUCCUGGUUCACUGAGAUGGGAUCAACUGGUCAAGCAGUGGACGCCAUCCAUGUGACCCAGCUGGAGAGGGACACGGUGCUAGUGUGCCUGGACAAAAACCUCAAGAUUGUUAACCUCCAGGGAAGACUGAAGUCCAACAAGAAGCUAGCCUCAGAGCUCAGCUUUGACUUCACCAUUGGAUCCGUUGUGUGCCUUCAGGACAGUGUUCUAGCUUUCUGGAAGCACGGCAUGCAGGGAAAGAGCUUCAAGUCCAACGAGGUCACCCAGGAGAUUUCUGAUCCCAGCAGAGUCUUCCGCCUCCUAGGAUCUGACAGGGUGGUGGUUCUGGAGAGCCGGCCCACUGACAACCCCACAGCCCUCAGCAACCUCUACAUCCUGGCCGGACAUGAGAACAGUUACUAGCCCUGACCCCAGCCCGGUUACUGAGAACAGUUAUUAGCCCUGACCCCAGCCCUGUUACUGAGAACAGUUACUAGCCCUGACCCCAGCCCGGUUACUGAGAACAGUUACUAGCCCUGACCCCAGCCCUGUUACUGAGAACAGUUACUAGCCCUGACCCCAGCCCUGUUACUGAGAACAGUUACUAGCCCUGACCCCAGCCCUGUUACUGAGAACAGUUACUAGCCCUGACCCCAGCCCUGUUACUGAGAACAGUUACUAGCCCUGACCCCAGCCCUGUCCCUGUUACUGAGAACAGUUACUAGCCCUGACCCCAGCCCUGUCCCUGUUACUGAGAACAGUUACUAGCCCUGACCCCAGCCCUGUCCCUGUUACUGAGAACAGUUACUAGACCUGACCCCAGCCCUGUUGCUGAGAACAGUUACUAGCCCUGACCCCGUUACUGAGAACAGUUACUAGCCCUGACCUCAGCCCUGUCCCUGUUACUGAGAACAGUUACUAGCCCACAGUUGCUAAAGCUGUCUGGCCCAAAGACAGGUCCCCUGUUACUAGCCCUCUCUGGCUCAGCCUCUCUGAUCACCGGUAACCCUUCACUCAGCCUCUCUGAUCACCGGUAACCCUUCACUCAGCCUCUCUGAUCACCAGUAACCCUUCACUCAGCCUCUCUGAUCACCGGUAACCCUUCACUCAGCCUCUCUGAUCACCAGUAACCCUUCACUCAGCCUCUCUGAUCACCAGUAACCCUUCACUCAGCCUCUCUGAUCACCGGUAACCCUUCACUCAGCCUCUCUGAUCACCGGUAACCCUUCACUCAGCCUCUCUGAUCACCUCCUCUCAUCCAGCCCCGUUCACCACCACCUCUCCUCCAGCCCCGUUCACCACCACCUCUCCUCCAGCCCCGUUCACCACCACCUCUCCUCCAGCCCCGUUCACCACCUCCUCUCCUCCAGCCCCGUUCACCACCUCCUCUCCUCCAGCCCCGUUCACCACCUCCUCUCCUCCAGCCCCGUUCACCACCUCCUCUCCUCCAGCCCCGUUCACCACCUCUCCAGCCCCGUUCACCACCUCUCCAGCCCCGUUCACCACCUCUCCAGCCCCGUUCACCACCUCUCCAGCCCCGUUCACCACCUCUCCAGCCCCGUUCACCACCUCUCCAGCCCCGUUCACCACCUCUCUCCUCCAGCCCCGUUCACCACCUCUCUCCUCCAGCCCCGUUCACCACCUCUCCAGCCCCGUUCACCACCUCUCCAGCCCCGUUCACCACCUCUCCAGCCCCGUUCACCACCUCUCCAGCCCCGUUCACCACCUCUCCAGCCCUGAGUCCUCUGCUCACAAUGGGCUAAAAACCGAUCGACUGGUAGAGCAGAAUGUAGGCAGGAAAGGUUCAGACCAAUGGACAGUCUUACUCUGGAGCUUCCACUUCCUCUCUCACUUCCUCUCUGUCGCAAGCAGCGGACUGUCGCAAGCAGCGGACUGUCGCAAGCAGCGGACUGUCGCAAGCAGCGGACUGUCGCAAGCAGCGGACUGUCGCAAGCAGCGGACUGUCGCAAGCAGCGGACUGUCGCAAGCAGCGGACUGUCGCAAGCAGCGGACUGUCGCAAGCAGCUGACUGUCACAGGUCUGGUUGCCGACUAGCUCUGGUCUAAGACGAUAGUGCGGCUUGCUAACCCUGAGCCUUAACUAGCGGUUGAUUUCCAGCUCUAGUUUGAACUAAUAUAGAAUGGUUCACAAAGAAAAUAAUUUCAACUUUUAUUUAUUCAUCUCGAAGCAAUAUUCGGGUAUGUUGGAUUUACUAGCCGUGAGGGAUAGUUCAGUUUUGAUGUUAUUUUCAAUACACUUGAGGUCGUUGUCGUUUCAUCCAGAGGUUUUGACAGUUGGUCAAUCUGCCUUGCAUCGUUGAGUUCUUUUACUUCAUUAGACAUCUGAUGUCAUCUACGUCCCAAAUGGAACACUUCCCUGGGGCUCUGGUCAAAUCCUAUCUAGGGUUCGGAGGUCAUCACAACUAAUGUUUUGGUUACAGUCAAGUGAUUCAAUGUCAGGAAUGGCUACGGUUUCAUCAACCAUGAAACCAACCAGGUUAUAGAGGAAAUUAACCCAAGGAUUCUUGCCAGAUUUAAAGGGGUUUUUCAUGGCAUGAUGUCACUGUCAGACUGAUGUUAAUAGCAGACACAUUUUAAAAACUUUUAAGAUGACACAAGAUAAAGGUUGACAUUUGAAGUUGAAAAUAAGAGAACUUUGAAAGCGUGAACUGUCCCCUUUAAGCAGAGAGAGACAGGGUGAACUGUCCCCUUUAAGCAGAGAGAGACGGGGUGAACUGUCCCCUUUAAGCAGAGAGAGACAGGGUGAACUGUCCCCUUUAAGCAGAGAGAGACAGGGUGAACUGUCCCCUUUAAGCAGAGAGAGACGGGGUGAACUGUCCCCUUUAAGCAGAGAGAGACGGGGUGAACUGUCCCCUUUAAGCAGAGAGAGACGGGGUGAACUGUCCCCUUUAAGCAGAGAGAGACAGGGUGAACUGUCCCCUUUAAGCAGAGAGAGACAGGGUGAACUGUCCCCUUUAAGCAGAGAGAGACAGGGUGGACUGUCCCCUUUAAGCAGAGAGAGACACUGUUGCUGUAGUCAUGCUGACAGUGGGAUCCAGCUCAGCCAGGCCAGGGAUGACCUUAGCCUGGGUGCCGGUCGGGUUUUUGCUCUCUUGCCAACUCUUUAUGGGAUUGUCAUGCUUGGAGUUGGCAAGAGAGCAGAAACAGACUGGCAUCCAGGCUAGGCUGAACUACCUUCCCUAUCCAGAGGUUGCUAUGCAGCUUUGGGUUACUGAUAUGCAAGGAAGUUUGUGUCUGAAAUGGCACCCUAUUCCCUAUAUAGUGCACGGCCCCUGGUCAAAAGUAGUGCACUAAAUAGGGAAUAGGGUGCCAUUUGGUCACACUCUCAUAGUCCUCUCUCUCUCCCGCUUGGUUGCAUUUUAGAAAGUAGACUAUAGUGUAAAAUGUAGGGGGGGUUUUCCUUCAUUUUUUUUUUUUAACUACUUGUAUUCAAUAUUUGCACCAUGUAAGCACUUUUGUACAUUUUCUGUUUUUUAUUUAAAUGACAAAAAAGGGAAAUGCUUUAGUUUUCGUAACAUUAUUGGCAUUCCCUUUGCAAAACUUUUAAUGUAUGUAGUUUUUGUAAUAAAGAAAGCUAUUGUUAACAAUA